Salvia splendens (bonfire salvia) is the source of this 1675-nucleotide messenger RNA. Its product is annotated as pectin acetylesterase 8. The coding region runs from base 339 to 1544 and encodes 401 amino acids. Gene Ontology annotation, biological process: cell wall organization. Lineage: Eukaryota; Viridiplantae; Streptophyta; Magnoliopsida; Lamiales; Lamiaceae. Gene Ontology annotation, molecular function: pectin acetylesterase activity. The record is from RefSeq and is a predicted model, not a curated record. The transcript has 14 exons. Gene Ontology annotation, cellular component: plant-type cell wall.
UAAUAAUAAUAAUAAUAAUAAUAAUAAUAAUAAUAAUAAUAAAACAAGUUUUUAAUAGUAGAAGCGGAGUAGCACUUUUAUUAAAACAGAAAAAGUUCUUCUUCUUCCUUGAGCUCUGCGGCAACCAUUGUGGCAACUUGGAAGCUAUAUAUUUGAGCCCAUUUCCCUCCCUCUCUUACUCCAUUCUCAACUACAUUGUUCCACCAUCUAUUCUCUCUCUUGCGUUCGGUUUCGAUUUGGGGAUUUUGCUGCGUACACUCCUCACUUCAAUAUUCUGGUUUCGAUUUGGGGAUUUUGUUGCAUCAUCUUCAUACAAUACUUCUCAUUUCAAUUUUCUGAUGGGUAGCAUUAGCCACAACCAAGUCACAGUCUCCAUAUGCUUCAAAAUUAUACUUGAUGUGCUCGUCUUCAUCGUAUCUCAAGUCGACGGUCAAAACGCUCCCCACCAACUAAAUAUCACGUUCAUAGCAGAUGCCAUAACAAAAGGGGCCGUCUGCUUGGAUGGAACCCCUGGAGGCUACUAUUUUUCCAAGGGAUUUGGAGAUGGAAUCAAUAGUUGGAUGAUUUAUCUACCGGGAGGAGCAUGGUGUGCUACAAAUGAAGGAUGCCUCAAUAGAAGCAGCACAGAUUUUGGGUCCAACAAAAAUCCUCAUGUACAUUUACCUUUGGGUAAUUUCCAAAGUCCAAACAAAACAAUAAAUCCAGAUUUUUAUAACUGGAAUAUUGUCGAGAUCCGGUACUGUGACGGUGCAUCAUUUAUGGCAGAUGUUGAAGCCGUCAACCUGGAAACAAAUCUCCAUCUAAGAGGCCGGAGAAUCUUCACCUCUGCAAUUGAAGAGCUCAUGAGUACUCAAGGAAUGAGUAAUGCUGAAAAUGCUUUACUCAUAGGAAACUCGGCAGGUGGGUUGGCGACGAUCCUAAAUUGUGAUCGUUUCCAUUCUUUACUACCCGAUGCAUGUCGUGUAAAAUGCAUUUCAGAUUCUGGCUUUUUUAUUCGAGCGGAACAUCUCCGUGGAGCUCAGGACAGUGCCACAGACUACUUUCGCAAAGUAGUUUUAUUUCAUGAAUUAGCCCAAUUUCUACCGGAGUCAUGCACACAAAGACUUGCUCCAGAAUUGUGCUUUUUCCCGGAAAAUGUGGUCAAUGAUAUCCGGACGCCGCUGUUUUUGUUAAACUCCGAUUUUGACCAAUAUCAAAUAUGGAAAUAUGUAGCACCAAAUUCGCCUAACGAAGUGGGUUGGAAUAAUUGCACUACAGAAUUUAGCAAGCUUUCAAGUUGCACAGAAAAUCAACAACAUAUCAUAAUGGAUUUUCAGACCACGUUUCUGGAAACAUUGGAGAAACUAGAUGAUAAUCCAUCAAGAGGAUUAUUCAUCACAUCGUGCUAUACCCAUGAUUUUAUUUACAAACCAUCCAAUUGGCAAAGAAUACCGACUUUGCAAAAUAAGACAAUUCAACAAGCCUUGGGUGAUUGGUAUUUCGAAAGAAGCAGUGUUUGCCUUAUAGACACUCAAAAUUUACAUCCAAUUAACUGCCCGAAAUAGUAUAAAUCCAUUAAGUUUAUCUAUUUUUUCAUUGUAAGUAUAUUUAAAUUUGUGUUUAAGAAAAAUGUUAUCUAUCAAGUUAAUAUGGGUGUCAUUCAACUCAUUUUAUCAAUAUCAGUAUUAUUUUAGCA